Phytophthora nicotianae INRA-310 is the source of this 3324-nucleotide messenger RNA. RefSeq lists its product as hypothetical. Lineage: Eukaryota; Oomycota; Peronosporomycetes; Peronosporales; Peronosporaceae. The coding region runs from base 105 to 815 and encodes 236 amino acids. The transcript has a single exon. The record is from RefSeq and is a predicted model, not a curated record. Gene Ontology annotation, molecular function: catalytic activity.
GAGUUGGGCUGCGAAGAGACAGCAGCCUGGCCCCCUCUCAAGCUGCCGCCCAGCUCAGCGGCACUAAUCAGCCGCCAAGACCGCACACACUUCCCCCCCGCCCGAUGCUCGAGAGCAAGCCUGACCCCUUGGCCAGCGUGGAGCCCACGACGCACAGUAUGGAUAGCAAUAGCUCCAGCUUAACGCGUCUGUCGAGCGGUGUGCUGCCCCCGCCGCGCUUGAACGUCGGCGUCUUCUCCAAGCGCAAAGGUGUCCGUUAUCACCGUGACGGACAAGUGCGCAGCUGUCGCUUCUGCGAGAUCCUACGGACGAGGGCCGAGCCUUUCCUGUACGAGGACGAGCACGUGGCCGUCUUCCGCCCACUGCGCCCCAUCGUGCCCAGCCACGUGCUCAUUGUGCCACGGGCGCAUAUCCGGAACGUCAAUCGGUUGGCCGCCAGACAUCGCGGACUUCUCGCGCACAUGCACCGCGUGGCCGAGUCGGUCAUGACUCAGGGACCGGAGAACGAGUGUGUGGAGCUACAACCAGAGGGUCUCAACGUCCAUGGAGAUGAGAACCCAGUACGCUAUUCGUUCCACGUUCCGCCAUUCAACAGCAUCGAUCACGUGCACAUGCACGCGUUCCACGACGACCCUCGCAGUCUUGGCUACUACGGCCGCCUGAAAUACCGCACCGAGUCGUGGUGGUGUCGCUCAUACGACCAGGUGAUGGCCAGAUUAACAGAACUGACCGACGCCCAGCAUGAUGGAGCUGCCGACCUUGAAGACUCAUCCAGCUCGUCCGGUCUUGUGUCUGAGGGGCGUUUGACAGCGUAAAAAGAAUCUAGGCACCUAUUUAUUUCUGUAAAAUCCAAACUUUUGGGUCUCCUAUUUUUAGUCGCUGCUGCCGUAUUCAAGCCGCACAUUUGAAGAAGUACUACGGCGAGGAGUAGCAGGUUGCCAUCCGCAUAAAAUGGCUUCAAUGUCCUGAAGACUGCGUCGACUAGUCUCGGGGAUGUACCAGUAGGACAAGACAAUGCCGGCGAUGUUGCAUGCCAUGACGAUACCGACGCAGAGGUAAGACACCGAAACUGGAGACAGCGUGAGCUCGCGUAGUACUGGGAGGGCGUGUGCGAGUCCGAUAUUAACAAUCGCCUCACAGAUCACCACGAGGCUAACAGCGCCCAUACGCUGCUUCACGGCGAAUAGUUCGCUGACCAUGAUCACAGGAACAACACCCAAGCCGAGCUGGUGUCCGGCAUUGACCAGCAACAUGGCAGCCCAGCCAGAAUCGCUCAAUGCCACGCCGCUGUCUUCCUCCUGAUGGACAUUUCUGAAGAUGGAGACCAACAGGAAAGCGCAGGCCAAUGCCACCAAGUAGCAGCCACACUGUAGCGUUGCAGGUCUUCCUCUGGUAUCAACAAAGUAGAAGCAAGCAACAAUACCCAUCGCUGCAGCCACAGCAACAGCCAUAGUCACAGCGAUUAGUCCAGCUUCAGCACCUUCAACGGCAACUCCAAAGAUCGUGAGGACAAACGAGACGUUGGCGUGUGUUCCUCCAACACCUCGACUGCUGUCUUCAGCAAGCCUUGAAGUAAUAGCCGGCUCGAGCAGGAACGCACAUACAGCUCGCAACGUAUAGAGGGCAGCGCAAAGAAGGACAGGACGAUAGAAUGCUCCGUGGUGACGUCGCUCCGUCGCUGCCAGCACCUUAGCGUGGAUAAUAGCGUUGGUCUCGUCCUCUGCGACGUGUUCGUCGCGGUUAAACAGUUUGUACAGUACUUCAAAAGCAGCUUCCCGGUCGUCGUGGCGAGCGAUGAGCCACGUAGGCGAAUCCGGGAGUUUUUGCGCGAAUAGUAGCAGUAACAACGCAGGAGCGACGCCAGACAACGCUAGCACCUUCCACUCACUAAGGUUGAAGCCAAUAUACUGUCGACUCAGGUACAUGAAGAGCGCUCCCAGCACCAAAUAGCAGAGUCCUCCGACUGCAGAAAGGAAUAAUUGUGCACAGAUCACUCGUCCACGAGUGUGGGCAGCGCUCACUUCCGCUAGGUACACGGGCACGAUCACAGAGGUGAUUCCAGCCGCUGUACCAAGCAAAUAUCGUCCGAUCAGCACCGUGAGCUCUCCAUAAGCAACUCCAACCAGCACCCAGCCCACGAUAAACGGGAUGGCAGCUAGCUCCAACGUGCCAGCUCGUCCCAGUCUAUCUCCAAAGUAUCCUGCACCCGCAGCUCCCAGCACGGUGCCUAGAUACAAACAGGAGCGGAAGAAGAACUCGGCGUGCUCGUGUUUGGCGCGGAACACGUCCACCUGCAUGUUGUAGAGACGUCCGGGGGCAAUAGGGAACAUCGUCAGCCACGCACAUGCCACACCCGCUGCUCCCAUGGCCGCUACAUGUAGCGCGAAGAAGGAGUUCCGCUGACGAGCCAAUCGCUUCUGGCGAUAUUCAGGUCUGCAAUACAGUUACAGGACGCGUCAGUUGCAAGGUGAUAAGGGACAAUUAAGAUGCGGACGGACCGGGAGUUGAUGGGGGUGCUCUCAUCGCUCGGAUCCGAUGAGUCCGAGAGCUCCAGCGGUGCAGAGAUGUACUGGUGUGGCACGAAGGCGAAGUCGCUGCGAGGAGGGUCCCGCAAACAUUCCACGAUGUAGCGCCAGCUGCGCGGACGGCGAGCGACCAUGACGAAGUGCUCACCUUGAAUAUAGGCGACUGGUGCUGAUUCUGAUCUAGCUCAGUUAACGUUUGGCUUGGAAUCACUAUGCAUGAAAGAUACAUGGGACAGAUUUCGUCUAUAUGGGACCGAAAACCAUGGUCAAGUGGUUGAAGUCAUUGAUCUAUCUACGAGGACUGCGAAGUAGAGGGCUUGGCUGCUGUCUCGCUGGGGUAUUUUCGCGUCAACUCGCUGCCCAGAUGUUUCUUCCAGCGGAAUACGCUCAAGCACGAGUACAGGAACGACUUGACGCGGACCUUGGCUGCCUCCUUGCGUGUCUUGGGGAACGGCGUCGUGUCAAGGCAGACGACACCUGGUAGUGAGAACAUAUCACUGUAUCCCAUGCCAAAGACGAUAGCACCGGGACCCCACUCCUUCACAUAGUUCGAGAGUUGAGUUGAGAUCAGUCGCUUGCUCACAAUGUGGGCGCCGUAGUAGUUCUUGGCGUCGAUCCACCGGAUGGGCACUCCGUUAAUAAUCACGGGGUCUAGCAGCAAAAUAUCCGGCGAGAUGACACGACGGCCAUGGGUCUCAAUCUGAUCUGCGCAUAGCUCCGCUUGCGUUCUGCAACAACCACAAAUGAUUAGUACAGUAAUAUGAUAAAAGCUUGCUGCUUGAUAACGUACUUUAAGCGG